AUGUGGUACUCGGCUUUGCCAUCCAAUCUCUCUCCCAGUCAGAAGCCAUAUCCAUUGACUUCCAUCUCCGAGGGUCGGGUCUCACCGCAUUUGAGAGCUAGAAGAGCAACGCAGGCUCCUCUUCCUGAUGCUGUCUCCCCCUCUUUGCGCGAAGCACUCAUUCGAUCAUCCCCAAAGAAGGCCAGACGUUUCUUGACGGAGAGCUUCCACAGUCGCGCUGAACAAUACGACCCAGCUUGGCGUAUUCUUCCGAAGGCCAGCGACUCCAUCACCAACUUGAGAAACCCGAAAUCAAAGAAGCUGUCAAAGAAGGAGUUGAAGUUGGCCAAGCUUCACAAAUCGAAGAAGUUGAACGUCGAAACCUCCAAAGUCGAACUCACCGGUCUGGAUGCCUACAACUCUAAGAUUGCCGAGCUUUGCGCUCUUCGAAAGCUUGAAACGGAACACGCGCAGAAGGCCAAGAAAGCCGUGGAGUCCACUGACUUGAUGUCCGCCAACCCUAUCACCCGAUUCGAUAGUCUGAUUGAUUUCAACGAUCCAUUGUUAUUAAAGAUCACACCUGGAGGCCAUCAACUCUCUGCAGAUUACUUCGCGAAGGUCACGAGGGACUCAACUUCGAAGUCGUCUCAGUCGCACAAAUCCUCCAGCCGCCACCGGAAGAGAAUCGCAUGUAUAACUUUCUAUGAACGAGGCCGUGUUGUACGAGGGCAAAAGUCGGCUUACAUUCGGGAAUGGGAGAAGGAAGCCGCCAAAGCUGCACGAAGCAGAGACGAGGAAGCUGAUGAUAACGUUGACAUGUUCAUCCAGUCGUUCAACAGAAUGGGCAUGAGUUAAUUCUAGGUUGACAUCACAGGAAUUAGAGGAUUGAGAUUGGUCAUAUGGACACCGGCAUGGUUUCAUUUCGGAGAGUAGUUGUGCACUU
Mollisia scopiformis is the source of this 922-nucleotide messenger RNA. RefSeq lists its product as uncharacterized. NCBI's taxonomy places the organism in Eukaryota, Fungi, Ascomycota, Leotiomycetes, Helotiales, Mollisiaceae. Bases 1 to 834 code for a protein of 277 amino acids. The transcript is spliced from 2 exons. The record is from RefSeq and is a predicted model, not a curated record.